AACAUAAAUACAAAAAAAAUGUCAGGAAAUUAAAAAAAAAGAAAUGUUUUGACGUCAGAGAGCUGGAUUUAGCGUGAGCUACUGAAAUUCCUUUAAAAGUUUGCGGGAGAAAAUAAAAUUAGUAUUUUAGUGUUUAUUAAAAUUUCCACAAUGAAAUUGACUUUGCGUCGCUAUUCGUUAUUGCUGUGUCUACAAUUUACGCUUUUAUUAGCUGAUUUGUUUUUCAAUACUUUUGCCCAUAUAUUUCUACGUGAAAAGCUCCAGUUCACAAUAUUGAUGUUUGUCACUCAAGAUGUUUUUAUAAUCUGUGAAUAUGUGUUUUUCACCUUUGCUGUGCAUUCAACCUGUGUUUACGAGGUCGGCGGUGCCUCUGUAAUUUUGCGUAAUUGCAAAUUCUUUUUACUCACAAUUCUAACCUACUUCCUACUUUCGGCUUCGCAACAUUUCUGGAUAGUUUACAAUACGAUGUGGGCGCCAACUGCUGAUUGGUCAAGUACUCUUACCGCCUUAGCAUUUGUACAGCGCCUUGUAUCCUUCGUUUAUUACUAUACUUGUAAACAUACCGCUUUAGUUGUAUCAGAUCCCAGAUAUUACGAGGAAAAUAUUGACUGGAUUGCCGAACAAUUAAGUGAUAAGUAAAGCUAAUUGAUUACGUAAAUUGUAAUAAUUGACAUUUAUUUAAAAUGUACCGUUAAAAUGCUCAAUAUUAAAGUUGUAUAAAGAAAUA
Rhagoletis zephyria (snowberry fruit fly) is the source of this 727-nucleotide messenger RNA. RefSeq names its product transmembrane protein 138. The record is from RefSeq and is a predicted model, not a curated record. Gene Ontology annotation, cellular component: cilium. NCBI's taxonomy places the organism in Eukaryota, Metazoa, Arthropoda, Insecta, Diptera, Tephritidae.